CACACAUGGCGGUGAGGCGGGCAGGCCGCCGCGUGCCAACACAGCUGCCUAUUGAGAGGCAGAGGAACGGACACAAUACUCACCAACGCAGAGCCGCUGCCUAAUCACUAGCGCGCAGAUCCAGGACACAAGGAGUACAGGAUGUCUGACCAGCAGAGCACUGCCCCAGAGCAGCUGCACCCUGGGACGAGCCAGGGCGGGGCUGUGGCUACCUACAAGGUGGUGCUGUUUGAAUAUGGAAACUUCCGGGGACGCAAGGUGGAGCUUUCCGCUGAGUUGAACGAUGUGACGGAGACGGGUCUUGAGAAGGUGGGCUCGCUGAUAGUGGAGCAGGCACCCUGGGUGGGCUAUGAGUGCCAGGCCUUCAUUGGCGAGCAGUUCAUUCUAGAGAGGGGAGAAUACCCCCACUGGAACUGCUGGACCAGCAGCCAGAGCAGCUCCUCCCUGCUGUCCCUCAGACCGCUCAAAGUGGACAGCGCAGAGCAUAAACUCCACCUGUUUGAGGAAGAGGGCUUCGCCGGGAGGAAGAUGGAGAUUGUGGAGGACGACGUUCCCAGCUUGUGGGGACAUGGCUUCCACGACCGCGUGGGAAGCGCCAAGGCUCUGAACGGAACAUGGGUGGGCUACAUGUACCCCGGCUACAGAGGGCGCCAGUACAUCUUUGAGCGCGGAGACUUCAAGCACUGGAACGACUGGGCGGCCCCCACGCCCCUGAUCCAGUCUGUCCGCCGCGUCAGGGACAUGCAGUGGCACAAGAGGGGCUGCUUCGACGACCUGGCCCCGGCCCCGGGCCCCGCUCCUGCCCCCGCACCGGGCCCCGCCCCGGCCCCCGCCCCAGGGCCCGCACCGGCCCCUGCCCCGGGCCCCACACCACCCGCACCCCCUGCAGUGGCCGGAGCCAACUGA
This is a messenger RNA of Gadus chalcogrammus (walleye pollock), 906 nucleotides long. Its product is annotated as beta-crystallin B3-like. Bases 142 to 906 code for a protein of 254 amino acids. Gene Ontology annotation, molecular function: structural constituent of eye lens. The record is from RefSeq and is a predicted model, not a curated record. NCBI's taxonomy places the organism in Eukaryota, Metazoa, Chordata, Actinopteri, Gadiformes, Gadidae. Gene Ontology annotation, biological process: visual perception; lens development in camera-type eye. The transcript is spliced from 7 exons.